This is a messenger RNA of Equus caballus (horse), 1613 nucleotides long. It is a transcript of the gene HDIP1, whose product is annotated as chromosome 3 C16orf87 homolog. The record is from RefSeq and is a predicted model, not a curated record. NCBI's taxonomy places the organism in Eukaryota, Metazoa, Chordata, Mammalia, Perissodactyla, Equidae.
CCCCCCCGGCACGCAGGCCCCGCGCGAGCUCGCGCACGCGCGCACCCGCCAGGGCCUCGGUCUGGCCCGCGAGGACUGGCGGGCGGAGAGCGGGCCGCUGAGGUGCGGGGGAGGAGCCCGAGCCGCCGCCGGCGCCGAGGAGCAUGUCUGCAAGUCGGGCCAAGAAAGUGAAGAUGGCCACCAAAUCGUGCCCCGAGUGCGACCAACAGGUUCCUGUUGCGUGUAAAUCGUGUCCUUGUGGUUACAUAUUUAUUAGCAGAAAACUUUUAAAUGCAAAACACCCAGAGAAAUCACCACCUUCUACAGAAAACAAGCAUGAGGCCAAGAGGAGGCGGACAGAGAGAGUUAGGCGAGAGAAGAUAAAUUCUACAGUAAAUAAGGAUUUAGAAAACAGAAAGAGAUCUCGAAGUAACAGCCAUUCAGAUCAUAUCAGACGAGGAAGAGGAAGACCUAAGAGUGCGUCUGCCAAAAAGCACGAGGAGGAACGAGGGCAAAACUCCCAAGGACAAGGAAUGGAAGAGGCAGCAAAAUUCCAGGAGGUGAAAACUGUUUGAGGAGACCCAUGAAACCUAAUUAGAAACAGGAAAAGGAAAUUGACAUCUAUGCUAACCUCUCUGAUGAAAAGGCUUUCGUGUUUUCAGUCGCCUUGGCAGAAAUAAAUAGAAAAAUUAUCAAUCAAAGACUUAUUCUUUGAUAUUUGUCUGAAAAAUGUGUCGAAACUUUCUUCAGGAUUACAUCAGCAAAUUCUCGAACAGUCACGGACUCUCAGGAGCGUUCUGACUGCAUCAAUAAGGGCCAUCGAUUGUUUUUUUCCCCCCUGUCAUUUAGCCUGUGCCACAUUUGGGAGCAAAACUCUAGGCUUGGACUAUUUUGGGAUUUCCUUGUUUACCAAGGAGUGUUGUCAGUGUUUUGUGUUUGGGACAUAAGUAAGUAUAUAUUUACCACCCCUCCCCCCCCCAAAAAAACUGGAUGGCUAUUAAAGGAUAAAGGGGUAGGGGUGGGAGUGGAAGUGUGAAAACUAGGGAGAUAAAAUGCUUAAUAGUAUUCGGGUUUGCCACCAGAGAUGCAAUAUUUUAAAUACUUUGAGAAAGAGUGACUUUUAAAAGUAUAUAUUUCAGAUUUUCAGCAGUAACAGAUUGCAUAUAUACAGUUCAAUUACUUUUAAUAAAUUGGCAAUUGAUAUAUUAUUGAAUGGGGAAUUAAGAAUAUAAACUGUAAAUUUUGUCUUAAAUUGAUUUUUUUCUUGGCCUUUAUUUUUAUGACUUAAGGUAUGAGUUGUAUUUUGGGAGAUACUUUCUAAACAGUUUGGAAGUUUGGGUGCUACAUGAAGAAAAACGUUUAAGGAUAUAUCAUACUUUAGAUAUAAACACCUUGUUUUCUUGAAUGUAAUUUAUUUAUUGGUUAAAAAAAAAACUUUUCUGCUCUCAAGAUGGUGCCUGUUAACCUAAACAUAAAAUAUAUUUAUUACUUACAAAAUAUUUCUUAGAUAGCCACUUUUAAGCAGUAAUGUUUUAUCUGAAUGGGUGUUCAUUUAUACAUCCUGAUAAUUAUUUAAAUUGUUACUUAACCCCACUCUGGAAGAAAAAAAUAAAUUUAAUAUUGAAAUUAAUAGA